AUGUUUUCAUCAAUUCGGCAAUGCCGAAAGCUAACUCCUUCUUUCAAUCACUUCGCCAAAUCUCGACCAGUCAACAACAAAGUGGCUGGGCUCAUUUUCCUAGGCAACUCACCAAUCCCAAUAGUUGCUGUACCUCUUUUCCUCGGCACUUGCAUGGCCAUCUUUGUGUUUUCUACGGCACGCUGGGACAUGCCACCGCGAGCCUACCACCGUCCAUUCUUUGCAACUCUUGGAUUCAUUACUUCUAUCGUCUGGAUCUACGCCUUGGCCCACGAGUUGGUCAAUCUUUUGGAAACUCUUGGCAUCGUCUGGAUGAUAAGCGAAGCCAUUCUUGGCCUCACAAUCAUGGCUCUGGCUACUUCUCUUGGAGGUAAGCAUGAAGUGACAAGUUUAUGA
This is a messenger RNA of Protopolystoma xenopodis, 396 nucleotides long. Lineage: Eukaryota; Metazoa; Platyhelminthes; Monogenea; Polystomatidea; Polystomatidae. The record is from the annotation of a GenBank genome assembly.